Messenger RNA from Phlebotomus papatasi, 2645 nucleotides. Its product is annotated as sporozoite surface protein 2-like. Lineage: Eukaryota; Metazoa; Arthropoda; Insecta; Diptera; Psychodidae. Bases 175 to 2427 code for a protein of 750 amino acids. The record is from RefSeq and is a predicted model, not a curated record. The transcript is spliced from 3 exons.
GUUUCUUCGGUGAGGUGGCGAAAAAAAUACAAAACUACAGACAUAAGAAGCAAUUACAUUGUUCGUGCACCUCAACGUGGACGAUGGUGAGUCUAUAAAGGGCAGUGAAGAACCCUCCAUAGCUUACAGUGCACUGGAGGAUUGUGUCGAGAACGGUCGACGCAGAGCACCAAGAUGAUGCAAGUAACCCUCUGGAUUGCCAUUUCGGUGGCGGUUGUUCAGAGUGCACCGCAGCAAUUUCUGUUGCUCAGUCCUCGGGCACAAUAUGCCCUGCAACCAGCCUUGAAUCAACAGCAACCGGUUAUUGCGCCAAUUAAUCAGUUGGGAAGAAUCGAAUCAGGCAAUCAGCGAAUCAUCCUCUACUACCCUAAUACUCCCAAUGCCAAUAGGCCACUAAUUACUUUCCAGCGUCAGGAUGGUAGUGGCUUCGAUAUCUUCCAGAUCAUUAACAAUUGGUGGACUGAGCAGAGUCAGCAGCAGAGACCACAGGGAUCCUCAACACAGGCACCAACAUCCCAGCCACAAGCUGCACCACAGCCUUCACCGGAUCCUUCACAGCCUCCAUCCACUCAGUCAUCACCAGCCCAGUCUGCCUCUACGCAGCCACCAUCAGCUGAGUCUGGAGUACAACAGGCUAAUCUCCCUCAAGGGAUCUUAACUCGUCCUGCAACCCUUCCACCAACUCCAUCUCAAAAUCCAAAUGCAGAGCGAAUUUCCCAAGAUACAGCGCAAAACCCACAAGCCCCAGCACAACCUCAGGCUCCCCAGAUACCGCAAAUUCCUCAAAUUCCUCAAAUUCCACAAAUUCCCCAGAUACCUAAUAUUCCUCAAAUACCUGGGAUACCUCAGAUUCCUAAUUUGAUUCCUCAGGGUUCUCAGGGUUCUCAAAAUACUCAAGGCAGUCAGGGUUCUCUAAUCCCCCAGAUUCCACAAAUUCCCCAGAUACCUAAUAUUCCUCAGAUACCAGGAAUACCUCAGAUUCCUAAUUUGAUUCCUCAGGGUUCUCAGGGUUCCCAAAAUACUCAAGGAAGCCAGGGUUCUCUAAUCCCCCAGAUUCCACAAAUUCCCCAGAUACCCAAUAUUCCUCAGAUACCAGGAAUACCUCAGAUUCCUAAUUUAAUUCCUCAGGGUUCUCAAGGUUCCCAAAAUUCUCAAGGUUCUCAAGGUAGCCAGGGAUCUCAGUUAAUUUCACAAUUUCCCCAGAUACCUGGAAUAAAUCAGAUUUCUAAUUUGAUUCCUCAGAGUGCCCAAGGUUCUCAGAAUACUCAAGGAACACAGGGUUCCCAAGGUAGUCAGGGUUCUCAGAUCAUUCCGCAAAUUCCUCAGAUACCUAAUAUUCCCCAGAUACCAGGAAUACCUCAGAUUCCCAAUCUUAUUCCCCAAGCUCCCCAGGGUUCUCAGGGUGGUCAAAUUCCACAGAUUCCAAACAUUCCUCAGAUACCAGGAGUACCACAAAUACCUAAUAUUCCGCUUCCACAACUUCCUCAAAUAUCGGGACUUCCUAAUUUACAGCUCCCUCAAUUACCUCAGGGAUCCCAGAUGCCACAGGCACCUCAGAAUCAGCAAAGUGGUCAAGCAUCUCAAUCUCCCCAAAUUCCAAACUUACAAAACCCUCAAGCUCCACAGAUAGCUCAACUUCCAAUUUCUCAAUUGCCAAAUUUCCAAAUACCUCAGAAUCCUAAUCUUGGCUUACCUGGCAUUCCCAAUGCACCACUUCCCCAAAUACCUCAAUUACCCCAGUCUGCGCCACCGGCUGAUGACAGAGUGUUUGUUCUCGCAGGACAGCCUCAGUUCUUUGGAAAUUACGAUGCUUUUGCCAGUCCUUUGAAUCCCAUAUACAGUCUUCCACCGCCUCAGAAUCUUAUUCUUGGAGCGAGAUCUCAAGACAAUGAAAUCCCGAGAAAUAAUCAGAACGAUGCUAUUUCAAGUUCUAGUGAUAUCUCGGAAAUGUCUUUGAAAGCUGAUCCAGAAGAUGAACCUGGAGAUGGUGCCAUAAUGGAGGAGAAGGAAUUUAUGUUGGAUGAACGCAGCCAAUUUGAGGAGGCCCCUAAAGAGGACGAAGAGCCAGAGAAGACUGAAAUGUUGGAAGAAGAAAAUCUUGAACUCCGUAGAGAGGAACCCAGUAAUGAGGAGUCACUAAUGGAAGAUCCUGAUAAGGACUACAUGCAGAUGAGGGAAAUGGCAAGGGAGCAACCUGAAUCACUGAAGCUUGAACCUGAAAACCCAAGUGUAGCUCAGGCAGCUCCUGAGAGUAUUGCUUUUGCUGGUAUUGGAGGUGUUGCUUCAGCUCAACCUAUGGCUACAGCAGCAUCCCUGGCCAAGGAUGGUCUUGCUUUUGCCGCUCCAACAGCCACCUCUGUUGCCGGAGAGUUUCUCGAGAUUCCUGAGGCCAAGGAGGCAGACCCGGCAGAAGAAAAAGACGAAUAGAUCCUACUAUCAACAACAUCAGAAAUGUACAGAGAAUUUUCCACAAAAAAAAAAUCAGGAGCGGCUGUAUACGGGAUCGAAGAAAUUCUCAACAGAAUCUCAUUGAUCAUCUCAUCGAGUAUCAUCUCAUCACAUCAUCGAAAAAAAAGAAGUCAUACAAAUAUAUGUAAAAUGCCAUGAAAAAAAGUAUUAAAAUAAAUGAUCUCCGAUCAAUGAAA